Molecule: messenger RNA, 4599 nt
Organism: Tuber aestivum (summer truffle)
Lineage: Eukaryota; Fungi; Ascomycota; Pezizomycetes; Pezizales; Tuberaceae
Source: the annotation of a GenBank genome assembly
GACGCACCCCUCCACCACCUCGACCACCACCGCUGCUACCAACUCACUGGAUAUUUUACCCACAUAUAUUACAUCCACGAUGCGCCGCCAUGCCUCUUCCUCCAACAUCAAAAACACAAUUCCUUGCUUCGACCGGGGCGGACCGACAAACUUUACCGAUACUCAACUGCCUCAGCUGCGAUCACUCCGCCGCUCAGCCCCGCGACCAGGACCACGACGACGACGACGACCGGCAGGCGAACCGUUACCAGUCUCAAGCUUCCACUAGUCCACGGCAGCCGCAGACAGCACCUCGAUAAUAUCGCCGAUCAAAUCAUCCAUUGAGAAAAACGAACCAAGGGGCAUUCGCAAUCAUUGUCCCUGCUUGGGUGGUGGAUUUCUAGUAGGUUCCAGAACUCUCUCUCUCUCUCCUCCCCAAAUCCAUUUAGAGAGCACACACACACACGCAUAGCGCAUGCAACGAGAGAAAGAACGCGAACACAUCUUUCCCAACAGCUUCCUGCUGCUCCCCCUUGCCUGUAUCCCUAGUCCUCAAUUCAAUUCUAAAUAGUAGCUUGCUCCCGGCAGUAGCUAUUACUCACACCCUCUCCCUCCAUUGUCCUCUCCCACACACACGCCCUGCCAACCCUUUUCGCUGCUUUAAAUCUAACCCAAGACCUAUGCUUACAGCGUCAUAGAGUUCUGCUUCCGGGGUUCCGAACGCAUCCACGAGACCGAAUCGUCAUCCCAGCUUGCAUUUUAUAAGGAACAGUUUGCCCCAUCCCGAGCCGCCUAUUUCCCCUCCAACUCCACUACAUAAUCGACCAUCGCUUCUACCAUGCGAGCACCAUCACCAUCACCUCGUCAGAGUUCCUUUUAUACAACAGCUCCCUACUUCCUGAACGAUCUUUCGCACUUCGUUUCCGCCUACAACUCCUCACCUUCCUUCCUCACCGAUUCACAGAAGAGGCAGAAGCUACAACAGGAGUUCGACAACGGAUUCGCCGAUUGCGAGCCCUCGAUAGACUUGACUCUUCCUUACACCUCGGUCCCUCAUCCCUCAACCCGAAAUAUUAACCCUUACCCCCACCUCAGUCUGCAAAGAGCCUCCGAGCCCGCCUCGCCAAUUACCCUGUCUACUCCCUCGUCACCUUCCCCUUCUCGCUCAGAGGUGCCCAUCAUGUCCGCCGAACAAUCCCCGCAAGACUUCCAGUUGUACGAUGACGGAAUGCGUAUCUCCGCGGAUCACCGUGAGAAGCAGCGGGUUAAUCGGAGAUACGAUUCGGCCCACCCCUAUGGACACAGGGCCUCGCCUGCCCCGAAUUCGAGGUUUGGAAAUGGGUACCCCAUGGCUGUGCCACACUCUGAGUCCCGUAUUCCGGGACCCGGGUUACACUACUACUCUGGCUUUCGAACCGACGACAACAGCAAUGACUUCUCGAAGCAAUCCACCCAGCAGCAGCAGCAGCACCAAUACCUUCAAACCCUUCCACAGUUUAGGAACCAGGGAUUGAAUAUGGGCCAAAUGAUCCAAACACAGCGUCAUGGUUCGGACGAUGAGGAUCCGCCAGCGCUCUCGCCUCAUACCCAGAGCCACUUUUCUGCCUCUUCGAGGCCUUCUCUGUCGGACGUGGAUUUACGUUCCCCUGCUACGCCCAUUGCCUCGCCCGGCCCGAGCGAUGGCGCCGAGGGAUGCGGUGCUCCAGUGCCUGCAGUUCGUGAGGAUACCUCUUACCUAGUUGAAGCAUGGGUGGAACAUUACUUACGAUCCGAAUCAGACAUCCACACUCCCACUCCUAAGCUUUCUCGAACAAUUUCGGACGCAAUGCAGGAUGAGCUCUUCAAUCCUGGCAUUGCGCCUGGCACUUCGGUUACUCCCCUGUCGAGGCGAGAGUCAAACGGCGUGAAUUCCAAGCUCCCGACCUUUCUCCACCAGGCGCAAACCCAACACUCGAUGGUUCAUGCCACUCCCCCGACCACCCGCGACCACUCGCCAUUCCGCGCCAACUCUCCCUUCCACCCCGCCGCCGUCAGAGUCAACCAGUUCCCCCUGCCCCGGUCACCUUCGAGAACCGCUUCCCUGUUACCCGUGGGGUUUGGCACUGCUAGCGCUCAGCAGGAACAGGAGGCCGAGCUGCUCCCCCGACAAUUUCAACAGGGCUUUGAUGAGGGCAGCGAGGCACCCAAAACUAUUUCCCCCAAGGACGCAUGCGUCGACUAUUGCGAGCCCGAGGAGGAAGACGCCAAGGGCAGCCUUUUCCCUCGGGACGACGCAUAUUCUCAGGAUGAAAGCGUCCAUGGUGGAAGCUACAAGAGCUCUAUUCACGGUGAUGACGACGCCCAAUCUGAUCACAGUUUUGGCGUCAAGACCGAGGAGAGCUUUGCCAGCAUGGCCACUAGCCGGAGGGAGAGCGACGUGAGCAUGAACUUCAAUCCUCCGCUUUAUGCUGGUAAUGCCAACCAACAGUACGCCCAGGUUGGCUUUCCCUACACGUAUUCUCAGAUGGGCAGGCACAGCGAAGAGGAUGUGUCCGAUCCCGUUUCUCAGGCUUCUGUCAUCGAGGAGCAUGAUUACGAUUACGAUCCCACCGGCUCGCCAAACUCGAAGCCGGCCGAGUCUAAAGCUAACAGAGGCGUCUAUACUUGCACGGUCCCUGGAUGCGCGCAAAGGUUCCCUACCACCGCCAAGAUGUUGAAGCACAGACGUGAAGCCCACCGACAAUCCUCCCCACUCUCGAGCAUCAAAUCUCAUCACCCCGGGCCUCACAAGUGCACUCGGAUCAACCCCACUACUAACAAGCCCUGCAACACUGUCUUCUCCCGACCCUACGACCUCACUCGCCAUGAGGAUACCAUUCACAAUACAAACAGGCAGAAGGCCAGAUGCGAGAUCUGUAAUGACGAAAAGACGUUUAGUAGGCAAGAUGCCCUUACUCGUCACAAAAAGGUAAAGCACCAUUCUGAUCUACAACAAUGAAAUGGGACCCGAGGCCCGCGCCCAAUGUGAUGGCACAAUUUGCUAAUAUGAUGGCUUUUCUAGGUCAAGCAUGGUAUCGACAAAUAGGGCUGUUUCCAGAAAAAGCUGCAAUCGCUUCGCUCUGUCGAUGAUGAUGGUGACAACGACGAUCACUCCUUCUCGUUGAAGUACAUUCUCGAAAAUCUUGUUGCAAACGAUCGGCAAGCUGGACGAUCAUCUAAAGCACACACACACCCACACACGCACGCACGCACACACACACACAGACAUAGAGUACACAUGCUGCACGCCUUAUGCUACUCGAGUAGAAGCAACGAAAAAAAAAAUCACAUGGCAUUUGCCGAGACAAUGGCAGUACAAUGCAGCAUGACGUCACUACGUCAGACAACCAUUACUCACCGCAACUCCUGCGGCAGGGCCCGAUUUUCGGCCUUUUUAUUAGCGAAUUAUUAUUAUCUUCUCAUCUUUUGUUUUUUCUUCUGGGGCGAAGUUUUUCCCCUUCUUUUUUUUUUUUUUCCCUGCGAAAACGAAUACCCGCAAGCAACCAUUUUCGGAAGUACUCUUCUUUCUCCGGAGUUUAUUCGGUUCGCGAUUUCAAGUUCCAUUUUUGAAAAUAAUUUGGACUUCCAUCAUUAUUAUUAUUAUUGCGCUUUUUCUUUCCUUCUCUCUUUUUUUUUUUUUCUGAUUGGGAUAAUAUAGGACAGGUUUUAUAUAUGCUACUAGUUUAUUAUUGGUCGGUCGGGAUUGCGGGUGCAGAAUGUUUUUCGAUCCUGGCAGGAUCCAACACUGCCUUGGUCUUUUUACCAUAUUAUUAUUAUUUUUGACAACGUACUGGUUACUUGUAUCCGCUCUAUUCUUUUUUCCUUUAGGAUUUUUUGUUUUGUUUGAUUCUCUUGUUUUAGAAGGACACGAGUUUAGUUUUUUCUUCUUUCCUUCUCUAUUGAAAGGAAAUCACGAACAUGGAAAGGAUGGCGUUUUUUUGUUCCUUUUUUGCGAUUGCACACUCUGCUUUGCUUUGGAUUUGACUUUUUUGUUUUUCUUAUGGGGGCUCUCCGGUGUUUGUUUGUUGCUUUGUACAUGCCUUUCGCGAGUACGGUUUGCGUCCAUAUUUAUGUCUGUGCAAGUGUAUUGCAUGCUGUAUGAUUAUGUACGAGUAUAUGAGGAUGGUUUAGACCUUUGGGGACUGGUAGAAAUUAUUUACUACUACUACUGAGUUACUAGUAGCAUAGCUACGAUCUGAUAGUGCCAUUAUGACUUUUUUUUUCUUCUAUUUAUAUCGGGGGAAAAUGGGAAUUCAUAGGGCAUUGUGAGAGUGUCCGAUGCCGGACAUAAAUCCGGUUUUUUAAUGUAGAGUACGGUAAUUCGGGAGGAGGGGAAAUGACCGUGUCUGGCUAUUGUGACGCGCUCGGCGGUAAUCUGUCAAGAAUCUUGGAUGGAACCCCCAACCCUUGAUAUCCCAUAUUGUUACAGUUUGUGGCUUGGUAUGAUGGGUGGGCUUGCGUCUGGGAAACCAGGUCCAAGACUUGGGCGGGUGGUGGUGGUAUCUAGUGCAGCGCAGUGAGGCAGUGGAAUCGUAUAUACAACUAGUAUCAUAGUGUCGGGAAGGGGGAGCGGAACAGAGCAGAUCAACUUCACUGCAGAUC